Messenger RNA from Aptenodytes forsteri (emperor penguin), 1243 nucleotides. It is a transcript of the gene FAM3C, whose product is annotated as family with sequence similarity 3 member C. Bases 54 to 737 code for a protein of 227 amino acids. The record is from RefSeq and is a predicted model, not a curated record. The transcript has 9 exons. Lineage: Eukaryota; Metazoa; Chordata; Aves; Sphenisciformes; Spheniscidae.
CCUAGGUGGCUAUUUUUAGUGCAGUAGUGUCAUUAGCUGGCUGAAGACCAAACAUGAGAAUAGCAGGUGCUGCAAAGUUGGUAGUAGUCGUAGCAAUAUUUUUAUUGACGUUCUAUGUCAUAUCUCAAGUGUUUGAAAUAAAAAUGGAUACAAACUUAGGACACAUAUUUGCUAGAUCAGCACUGGAUGCAGCUGCACGCUCUACAAAACCUCCAAGAUACAAAUGUGGGAUCUCUAAAGCUUGUCCUGAAAAGCAUUUUGCAUUCAAAAUGGCAAGUGGAGCAGCAAAUGUAGUGGGACCUAAAAUUUGUGUAGAAGAUAAUGUUUUAAUGAGUGGAGUUAAAAAUAAUGUUGGCAGAGGAAUAAAUGUGGCCUUGGUCAAUGGUAAAACAGGAGAACCAUUAGACACUAAAUUCUUUGACAUGUGGGGAGGAGAUGUGGCACCAUUUAUUGAAUUUCUGAAGUCCAUCCAGGAUGGAACGAUAGUGUUAAUGGGAACAUAUGAUGAUGGUGCAACCAAGCUUAAUGAGGAAGCACGGAAACUGAUCGCUGAAUUAGGAAGCACAUCUAUUACUAACCUUGGCUUUAGAGACAACUGGGUCUUCUGUGGUGGAAAAGGAAUUAAGACUAAAAGUCCAUUUGAACAGCAUAUAAAGAAUAACAAGGACACAAACAAGUAUGAAGGCUGGCCAGAAGUUGUUGAGAUGGAAGGCUGUAUCCCUCAGAAGCAAGACUAAAUGAAAACAAAAGGAAAGGAGAAAAGAAUAUGGAAGAAAAUGCACUUUCUGCUAUUAUUAGGGAGAGGGCUAUGAAGGAGACUGUACUGUAAAUAAUAUUUUUAAAGCAUGCAACCAUCUUGUCGGUGUGUGCAUGAGCACUGACAUUUUGAAUAUUGGGAUUAUUUAUUGCUAACACACAUAGAAAUCCUUUUUGUAAAUAUGUCCAAAAUAAAAGAAACAUUAAAUCAUUUCUAUGCAGAUUUCUUAAAAGCACAGUAUUUAGUUUGCCUGUGGUAAAUAGUAUCUUGUAGAUCAACUGGCUAAUAAAUCGCAUAUGCGGAUAACGAACAGAUCCUGACAAAUGUUGUACUGUCCUCUUAACAGCGUAAUGUUGCUGUGAGUAUGUAACCUUUGUGGAAUAUGUAGAUUUUAGUGAUAAGUUAAUAAAGAGCUUUAAUUUUUUUUAAUCUUCUGCCUUUUUAAUGGCAGCAUCACUUUUUAUUAAAGCUAUUUGGUUAUUCUAA